Molecule: messenger RNA, 2124 nt
Organism: Acanthopagrus latus (yellowfin seabream)
Lineage: Eukaryota; Metazoa; Chordata; Actinopteri; Spariformes; Sparidae
Exons: 1
Coding region: 15-2093 (692 amino acids)
Biological process (GO): DNA integration
Molecular function (GO): RNA-DNA hybrid ribonuclease activity; nucleic acid binding
Source: RefSeq, a predicted model, not a curated record
AAAAGGGUGGGUACAUGACUUCCGUAUUGCUACAAGACCACGGGGGCCGCAACAGGCCUGUAGCGUAUUUUUCAUCAAAACUUGAUUCAGUGGCGGCAGGCUUGCCUGCCUGCCUCAGAGCUGUGGCUGCUGCAGAGAAAGCAGUGAUGGCCUCUCGAGACAUUGUAGGGUAUUCUGAUCUGACACUGCUGGUACCCCACGCUGUCUCCUUGAUUUUGCUUGAGCAGAAAACCUCUCAUCUCUCAGCUGCAAGGUGGCUGAGAUACAACACCAUUCUGCUAGAGCUCCCAAACAUUACUGUGAAACGAUGUACAGUUCUUAAUCCUGCUACCCUUCUUCCCACAGCUGACGAUGGAGAGGCGCACGACUGUGUUGCUAUCAUUAAUGAAGUUUGCUCCCCCAGAUCUGAUCUGCAGGAAGUGCCACUUCAGAAUGCAGACCUGGAACUGUUUGUGGAUGGCUCAGCAUCAAGGGACCCAGGGACAGGAAAGAACCAAACAGGGUUUGCAGUCACAACAUUACAUGACAUUGUUCUAGCUGAACCUCUCCCCUCAAACUAUUCCGCUCAAGCCGCAGAGCUUGUAGCCUUAACAAAAGCAUGCACAUUGGCAAAGGGGAAGUCUGUCAACAUUUUCACAGACAGUCGUUAUGCCUGGGGAGUUUGUCAUUCAUUUGGCCAAAUUUGGGCAAACAGAAAAUUCCUGACGGCUUCAGGAAAGCCAAUUGCACAUCACACAUUGGUUGCCUCCCUCCUCGAUGCUUUGCUGCUACCAAAACAAAUCGCUGUCUGUAAAUGUGAAGCUCACACUAACAAACCUGACUUCAUUUCACAGGGAAAUGCCAGAGCAGACGCCGCUGCGAAGACAGCAGCUAAGCAGCAACUAACAAAACAAUGUGUUGUUAUCCCUGCCUCACCACUGACACCUUUCGCAGAUUUGCAGGACCUACAAGCGAAAGCCACUCCACAGGAGAAGGCCAACUGGAGACAAGCUGGUUGCGCUGUCAAAGAGAAUGUUUGGUAUGGUCCUAACAACAAACCGUGCUUGCCCAAAUAUCUUUUUCCUCACUAUGCUAAGCUGACACAUGGACGAGAUCAUGUGUCAAAAGGGGGAAUGAUGAGUGAGAUACAAAGAUAUUGGUUCACAAAGGGCUUCUCAGUCUUCUCACAAACUUUUUGCAAAAGGUGUGUGAUCUGUGCCACAAACAAUGCAGGAGGAGGUCUUCGGACGCAACAGGGCGCCCAUCCGCCCCCUGAAAGACCAUUCGAUCAUUUACAAAUGGACUUCAUUGAACUAACACCUAGUGAGGGAAAGAAAUACUGUCUCGUGGUGGUCGACAUGUUUUCUAAGUGGGUGGAAGCUUUCCCUACAUCCAAACAGGAUGCGGCAGCAGUUGCAAAAGCUUUAAUCACAGAAAUCAUUCCACGUUGGGGAAUUCCAGCAAAAAUUUCCAGUGAUAAUGGCACACCGUUUGUAAAUACGGCCCUGAAAAGUGUGGGGAACUACUUAGGUAUUGACCUAAAACAGCACUGCGCCUACCACCCAGCAAGCGGAGGUGCCGUAGAAAGAGAAAAUGGCACCCUGAAAAACAAACUUGCUAAAUGUUGCGAAGAAACAGGUCUGUCAUGGACCAAAGCCUUGCCAACCGUCCUCAUGUAUAUGAGGGCUAGAAUCAGAGCUAAAAACAACCUUAGCCCUUUUGAAAUCUUGUUUGGUCGACCUCUGCACACCGGGAUUGGGCCCGGCAAGAGACAGCUCCCAGGGACAGGUCAGUGUGAGGAUGAAAUGUUGCGUUAUUGUGCAAACCUGUCCUCUGUUCUUUCUGAUAUUCACAAACAGGUCAAGGACGCUCUGCCUGCCCCAGCAGCCCACAAACUGCAUGAUUUGGAGCCAGGGGAUUGGGUCGUAAUUCGGGAUCUCAGGAGAAAGAACUGGAGAGCUCGCAGAUGGAACGGGCCAUUCCAAGUGCUUCUGACCACGGAGACGGCAGUGAAGGUCGCCGAGAGAGCCACCUGGGUUCACGCCAGCCACUGCAAACGGGUUCCAGAGCCAGCGGACGACACCUCACAGAGCGUGCUUCCUCACCAGGGAUGACGCCGACGACAAAGCGACACAGCUGGAGGGG